GGGGGGGGGCGGGGGCGGGGGCGGAGGCUUCUCCGUCCGCAUCGGGGGCGCUGCUGGUUUCGGCUGUAGUGUCCAGAGCAGCCGGAGCAGGCGGGGAGGGCGGCGGCGAUGGCUCCGGCGGCGGGCGGCGCGGGGUCGGCGUCGGGAGGCAAGAUGGCGCCGUCGCAGGUGCUGCGUUGCUGCCAGAGGGUGCUGGCCUGGGUCCCCGUGGCCUUCAUCGCCCUGGUCGUGGCCUGGUCCUACUACGCCUACGUGGUCGAGCUCUGCCUCUUUACUAUUACCUCAACUGGAGAAAAAGUUGUCUACCUUGUGGUUUUUCAUCUGUCGUUUGUCAUGUUUGUGUGGUCCUAUUGGAAGACUAUUUUUACAUCUCCUGCCUCUCCUUCCAGUGAGUUCUGUUUGUCAAAAACUGAUAAGGAGCAAUAUGAAAAAGAAGAGAGACCAGAAUCCCAACAGGAAAUUCUACGAAGAGCUGCUAAAGACCUGCCUGUGUAUACUACAACAACAUCAAGAGCCAUAAGAUACUGCGAUAGAUGUCAGUUAAUCAAACCAGAUCGAUGUCACCACUGUUCUGCCUGUGAUCUAUGUGUCCUGAAAAUGGAUCAUCAUUGUCCAUGGGUGAAUAACUGCGUGGGAUUUUCAAACUACAAGUUUUUCCUCCUGUUCUUAUUAUAUUCCCUCCUGUAUUGUCUAUUUGUUGCUGCUACAGUUCUCCAGUAUUUCAUAAAGUUUUGGACACUUUGCCGCAGGAAAUCUGCUGAGAAUUGUCCAAAGAAUGAACUGUUAGAUACUCGUGCAAAAUUCCAUGUUCUCUUCCUUUUCUUUGUGGCAGCCAUGUUCUUCAUCAGCAUACUGUCAUUGUUUAGCUACCACUGUUGGCUAGUUGGCAAAAACAGAUCAACAAUAGAAGCAUUCCGGGCACCAAUGUUUCGAAAUGGACCUGACAAGAAUGGUUUCUCACUUGGAUGCAGCAAAAAUCUAAAAGAAGUUUUUGGAGAUGAGAAAAAGUACUGGUUGCUACCCAUUUUUACAAGCUUAGGAGAUGGCUGCAACUUUCCAACCCGCCUGGUGAUCAUGGAUCCAGAGCAACUUACUGUUUCAAGCCAAAAUGAAUCUGCCAAAAGUUCUGGUCCCAGUCAGCCAUUUCCUACUCGGCCACUCAGUGAGUCCCAAAAUAGACUGCUGGCAAAUGACAACCAGUGGGCAGAAGCCAGUUCAGAAGAUGACAGUGUUAAAUCAGGUGUAAAAAAGCAUAUUGUAGUUUCAUUGGAGAGCUGAUCUUGGUUUUGUUGUCCAUCCUUCUCAUUGUUGGGGGAAAUGAUUUCUACAAUAUGUUUGUGCUUGGAUAUUACUUAAUUUUGUAAGGAAGACACUUGAUAUAUCAAUGGAACAGUGCCAGCAUGUUAACGGGAUAUGAAGAAUGAAAUCUUGACGGUAUCCAGUGGAUGCUUAUAAACGCUUGCAGAGCGGGACAUUUAAUGCCUUAAGAUUCUUGAUGUGCAUUUUUGUUACACGGACCUAUGCCGCUACAAGGGCCAAAUCCGGAAAUGCCCUGCAAGGGUGUGCAAGACUCUCUAAGAGUGCAAAAACCUAUGCAUUCCGGCUGGUGGAGGGGACUGAUUCUGCAAACAUCAUGAGAUGACAGUGCCAUGGGAGUGAGGUGGGGCAAAGGAGGCAAGGAAGUAUUCUGUGCAGCCGUAGAGUUCAGCCAUUGAAAUGCACAGUAGUUAUGUGUAGCUGAAACACCAUCUGGCACACUAGUAGCAUGAUGUGUUUUUGUUUUCUCCACUACCAGUACAUGGCAGCUAGUGGUACUGAUUGAAAGUUGCUAAGCAGCCAACCCCAAACCCUGGCUUUUUAUUCCUCUGAUAUUGAAGUUCUCUUCCUUCCAUUUUGCUUUGUUGCAAUACAUUAUCAGACAAGGAAAGUUUUCCAUUUGUUUGUAUGCUUCCAAAUUAUGGCCUCUUAGCAAUUUGCUACAUUAGGCUAUAUCUUUGAAUAAGUAUGGACAUUAAUUAGUUUUCUCAACUUUUUUUUAAAAGACAAAUAAUAUUUUAAUUUCUUGAAAAUGUAUUUAAUAUAAGCCAUAUCAGGAAUGUAGUUCAGUAAAGUGAGUUUCUUCCCUGCCCCUGUAGAUAUGUUUACCUAAAUAUUACUACUUAACCUUUUUGACGGGUAAUCUCAGUAUACCAGUCCCUUCUGAAGCUGACUGAUUCCUUAGCCUUCUUUCAGUCUCAAGUCUAAAGGUCAUCCAUUUAUUUGUCUUUCUUUAUGAGAGAGGAGACGCAUAAGUGCUGCUUUUAGUGGGAAUAGAUUUCACAAAGAUUUUAUCAGGAACAUUCCUUGAGUAAUGAGGGGAGGAAGCUCAAAAGAGAAGGUCUUAUUCUAUAGCAGGUGUCGGCAACCUGCGGCCCGCGGGCCGCAUCCGGCCCGCGAAGCCUCUAGGACUGUGUGGGCGGGGCCGCCGCGCUGGGCUGCAUCCUGAUAUCAGACCUUCCUCAAAUUAGCAGCACGUGGGAACAAAACAGAUACACACGUGUGCCAGGAAAACAAAGUCCACUUUAAUUAAGCCUCAACAACCGCUUGGGCAUAUAACAACAACGCAAAGUCUCUAGGUCAACAACCCAAACAAAAAAAUAGACCUCACAAUGUCCUCCAAACUUAUCUCUCCCUUCUUCACGGCGAGGAAGCCCGGGCUUCGGCUGAAGCGUCCCUGCGAUACUUCUCGAGGGGUUCCGUCUCGGACUUUUCUUUGUUGGGAGGUAGGGGCCCGACUUCCCACCACUCUCCUCUUGGAUCCCACCACUCGUCCUCCAAGGUGGGUCUCUGGCGGGAAGUCUACAACUCCUCGUCUGGGAAAGGAAAGUCACCCUCUUCUCUAGGGUCUCGGAGACGCACCUCUUCGUGGGGACCUUGCCGCUGUCUACCCCCUCUCCUCCUUAAAGAUACAGGUGUCCCACUUCUCCCUGGACUCCGCUGUACCUCUCCUUUCCCUUGCUCGGCCGCUACUUCCCGCUCUGAUCUUCCGCGUCCUCUCCUCCCCGUUCGCCUUGGCCCUGCCUCUUUUAAGCUGCCCGCCUCUAACUCCGCCCUUUCUCUCUCCUCCGACUCCUCCUUCCUUCCAAGUCCAAUUACUCCUUCUCCCACCUGGUCCUCCUCAGCCCCUUCAUCCCCUCCUGCCCCACUACAUAACCCCCCGCCUAAGAGGGAUGAUGGGCAAUAGGUGGUCCAGGUGGCCUGUCGAGAGAAAAAAUCAGCGUUAGAGUGCAGGAGCCCUUGGCGAUGACAAACAGUAAAAGCGUAGGGUUGUAAGGCCAUAUACCAGUGGGUGAUGCGAGGAUUAGUGUCCUUCAUGGACAAAAUCCAAGUUAACGGGGCGUGAUCUGUGAUUAAUUGGAAGGGUGCUCCCCACAGGUAAUAUCGUAACGUCUCCACCGCCCACUUGAUUGCCAAGGCCUCCCUUUCAAUAGCGGCAUACCGUUGUUCUGCCGGUUUCAAUUUUCUACUCAGAUAUACAACGGGAUGUUCCCCAUCGUCCCAUUCUUGUGAGAGGACUGCCCCUAACCCGGUAUCUGAGGCGUCUGUUUGCACCAUAAAGGGUUUCGUAAAGUCCGGGGCUCUUAAAAUGGAGAAGCUACACAAACGCGUUUUCAAGUGUUCAAAAGCUUGCUGUUCCCGUCUCCCCCACCUAACCCUUCGAGGUUGUCCCUUCUUGGUCAAGUCUGUCAAAGGACCAGCCAGAUGAGAAAAAUGAGGUAUGAACCUUUUAUAAUACCCAGCUAAACCUAAAAAUUGCCUAACUUGUUUCUUCGUUUGAGGAAUGCCCCACUCCUCUAUUUUGUGUAACUUAUCUGGCAUGGGUCUAAUCUGCCCUUGCCCCACUAUGUGCCCUAGGUAUUUCACUGCUGUACAAGCAAUUGCACACUUCUUGGGAUUUGCGGUGAGUCCUGCCAUCCUUAGGGCUUUUAAGACUAACGUUAAAUGUUGCAAAUGCUCUUCCCAAGAGUCACUAAAAAUAAUGAUGUCAUCAAUGUAGGCAGCAGCACAGAAGGACGAAUCUUUCAAUACUAUAUCCAUUAACCUCUGGAAAGUUGCUGCUGCCCCAUGUAGACCAAAAGGCAUUCGCGUGAACUGAAAUAACCCCUUAGGGGUGGCAAAGCCUGUUUUCUCCCUGUCCUCUGAAUGAAGCUUGAUCUGCCAGUAACCUUUCGUUAGAUCAAUUGAAGACAGAAAUUGAGCCCUUCCCAACCUAUCUAAUAAAUUUAAAGCCCCAGGCAUGGGAUAAGCAUCGAAUUUUGAGACCUUGUUCAGUUGCCUGAAAUCCACACAGAAACGAACUGAUCCAUCUGGCUUUGGUACCAUUACCGGUAAACUUCUCCAGGGACUAACUGAGGGUUCGAUUACCCCCAACUCCAACAUCGUGUCCACCUCUUUGUUAAUCAGUUCCUGUACUCUCCAAGGCCAAGGCCUUAAGAGCACCCUUACCACUGUACCCGGUUCUGUUUGAAUGGCAUGUUCCCAGACACUUGUACAACCAGGUUCUCCCCUAAAUACAUCUUGAAAAACAGACUGUAAGUUCCUCACCUGCUCCACUUGUUCCUGUUGUAAAGGCGAGAGGACAGGUAUAUCCCCGACCUCUCGGAAAUCCUCCACUUGAGGUCCUAUCAUCCAUUCCUCCUCUUCAUUCGACCCCUCAUCUGUUUCCCCGAAAAGGGCCUCUCUGACCCUCCAGGCCUUCAAAAGAUUAAUAUGAAAAAAAAAUUUCUUUAAAGGUACAUCACUUAUUUUCACCUCAUAAUCUACAGGACCUACUCUACGGACCACCUCAAAAGGUCCUUGCCAUUUGGCAAAUAAUUUUGCUUUCUGAGCGGGUAGAAGCACUAAUACCCUCUGGCCUAUGUCUAACUCCCUUUCUUUUACCUUUUUAUCGUAAUUCCACUUUUGCUCUGCUUGUGCCUGGGCCAAAUUAUCCCUAGCUAUUUGUCCUAUUUCCUUAAGGUGUUCACGCAUUUGCAGGACAAAUUGCAACUCUGACUGGGAGCUCUGUUCCUCCAGUUCCCACCCUUCUUUUACGAUGUCUAAAAUCCCUCUGGGUCUUCUUCCAAAAACCAAUUCAAAAGGAGAGAAUCCUAAAGAAGAUUGGAGAACCUCUCUAAAUGCAAAUAAUAAGGAUUCAAUUAACUGAGGCCAUUUUUUUGGAUGCCAUUCGCCUGUGGGUGGUACACGGAAGUCUUAAAGGGCCGUACCCCCAGCAACUCCCACGUUUUUUUUAGGGUCUGGCUCAUAAAGUUUGAGCCUUGAUCUGUAAGAAUUUCUUUAGGGAACCCUACUCUCGAAAAGAUCUUUAUCAAUUCCUGUGCUAUCCGGGAGGCGGGAAUGUUUCUUAAAGGGACCGCCUCUGGGUAUCGUGUGGCACAAUCCACUACUACCAAAAUGUAUUUAAAGCCUCCCACCGCUUGCUCCAGAGGACCUAUAAUAUCCAUGGCCACCCUAGCAAAUGGUUCUUCAAUUAUGGGCAAUGGCAUUAGCUUACCUCCUGGCGGACCUUUGUCUUGAAAAAGUUGGCACUGGGGACAGGACCGACAGAAGUUUUUUAUGUCCGCAAAUAUUCCCGGCCAAUAAAACCUUUGUGUUACCCGGUGAGUUGUCUUUUCCAUCCCCAAAUGCCCUGCCAUGGGAAUUUCAUGUGCCAAUUUCAUUACCACCAGCCGGAGGGCUCGUGGUACCACCAACUGGGCGUCCCCCCCAACCGGAUCUCUUUUUGGAGGUAAUCUGUACAACAAAUCCCCUUUUAGAACGAAACAAGGACCUUCCUUUGCUCCUUCCAGCUGAGCUUGCCUUAAAGCUUCCCCCAAGGUGGGGUCAUCUUGUUGCCAAGCGACCACUUGGGCUCUCUUCACUCCUCCCACAUCUAGUUCUACUGCCUCGCCAACCUCCCCCGCUAAAGCUUCAGUCUCUUUCAAUAAUUGCCGCCAACCCGGCCAGUCCCUACCUAACAACACCUCCCAUCUUAGGGACAGUACCACUCCCACUCAGAGUCUAUUCUUUCGCCCUCCCACUUCUAUUUGGGCCCAGACUGUGCGGUAAGGCUUAAGAUCUCCGUGGAUACACCUUACAUUCACUCAGCCCGUUUCUUGGUUUCCAGGAAACUCCCUAACUAAAGUUUGACCACAGCCUGAAUCUACCAGGGCUUUCACUUCUUGUCCCUCUACCCGUGCAGCUACUACGCGAGGUGCAGAAGCAUUCUCUCUUACCUGUGAUGCCUCCCAGGUAUCAGCCCAGGAGCAUUCCAUUACUGGGCAGUCUCGUCUGAUGUGCCCCUCCAUGCCACAGGUAAAGCACACUAUCGGACGACGAGCCAAGUCUUUAGCUGCCCCUUCACCCUCUUUUCUAGUCUCCGUUAACUCCGUUUUCGCUCCUGGAGCUCCUUCCAGGGGUCUGGGAAAUGCCUUCAGUAAUCCUCGACCCGCACCGCGGCCCCCGCUUGGCGCGGUCUUUCCCCCUCUGACCUGGAGGCCUUCCAUCCCUCUACCACUCCGCGCCCCUUCGCUUUCUUCAGCCAUUGUGAAAGCCUCCAUCAACUGGCAGCCUCCAGAUCUUUGGGCCGGUGGCACCUUAUCCAAUUUCAGGCUUGUAAGGGCAAGGCAGUGAUAUACUGCUCUACCAACACAACUUCGGCCACGUCUAUCGCUGAACGUUCUGUGGGUUUGAGCCACCUUAACCCACAGGCUCUAACCUUUUGCCCCAAAGUCCGGGGAUGCAGGCCUGGCCUCCAUUUUAAUUCCCUCAAGCGCCGCCGAUAGGUCUCCUCGGAUAUAUUCAAAGUCUGAAGUAUUGUUUCUUUGACCUUUUGAUAGUCUUUGGCGUCCUCCACGGACAUAGUAUCUACCGCCUCUUGUGCGGGACCAGUGAGACAAGGUGUCAUGAUAAGAGCCCAUUGCUCCCGGGGCCAUUGAGCUGCCAGAGAGACCCGCUCGAAGGUGUUUAAAAAGGCCUCUACGUCAUCCUGGGGCCCCAUUUUCAUUAAUUUCAAGGGAUUCAAUCCCACAGUCCAGGUUAGCCCCCUUUCUCUUUCAGUAGAGCCUUCAGCUCGUGGGGAGCCCCACUGUUCUUUCCAUUCAGCCGAAUUUUGGUUGCAUUUACAUUAUCCUUCUGCUUUUUUGGACUCCGUCCGUUGCUGGAGUGGUUCUUUUGUAUGUAACAGUACACACAGUGGGAUCCAGCUAGGGGUGGAAUGGGAACGGGUGCUGGUCAGGCUGUUGCUGGACUUCCAAACCACGUCUUCGGGUUGGGAUCUGCCAUGGUCGAGCAUUUGGAAGGUGCAUUGCAAUGUUCCCCUGCUGCAAACCAAGGCCACCUGGACCAUUAAGUUGAUUGUUCCUUGGGUUCUGAGCUGGUAAGGGCUGGAGGCCUCCAUUUCCAUUCCAGCGUCGACUCACGUACACAAACAAUACAGUGAUGUAGAGGCAUGUUAGCACCCAUAGGCUGACAAUCAGCUUGUAAACAUUAUCACACGACGAUGAACACUGGCCACCAUUCGUUGCAUUUGCUGCCAAAUCGGUGGUCACAUAGGUGCCGUCAUCCAUUCUAGGAGGCCCAGGGCGCUUGCUGCAGCCCUGUUCUAGGGCUGCAGGGCCAUGCCAGCCCUCCGAAUGGGCUCCGCCCUCCUCCCUUCUCUCUCUGCCCUUCACCCUCCUGGCUCCAUUUUCCUAGCUCUGCCCUCCUCUCUCCGCCUCCCUCUAUGAAUAGAAGAGUGUGGAGGGGAUGGAAAGGAGGAGGCGGCAGAGAAAAGGAAAGCGAAAGAGAGCCAGCCAGCCAGGCAGCUGGAGCAAGCCACUGAAGAGGUUGGUUGGUGCAUGUAUUUUCCUCUGCUUGGUGACUGUGAUUUACUCUCCCUUGGUAUCUUUGCAAACCCCCCCCCCCCAUGCUCCUUUGGGCAUGCUUUGAUUCUGAUUUCCUGCAUGGCAGGGGGUUGGACUGGAUGGCCCUAAUGGUCUCUUCCAACUCGUAUGAUUCUGUGUUUCUCCUAUGCUUUGUGACUCCCUUACUAUCUUUGCAACCCCCCCCCCCCGCUCCUUUGGGGAUGCUUUGAUUCUGAUUUCCUGCAUGGCAGGGGAUUGGACAGGAUGGCCCUUGGGGUCUCUUCCAACUCUAUGAUUCUAUGUUUCUCCUAUGCUUUGUGACUCCCUUACUAUCUUUGCAAACCCCCCCCCCCCCAAUGCUCCUUUGGGCAUGCUUUGAUUCUGAUUUCCUGCAUGGCAGGGGGUUGGACUGUUUCUCCUAUGCUUUGUGAUUGUGUUGAUAAAAUUGAGGGGAAAGUUUGUGCUGCCCUUUUGACCAGCUCAACUCAGAGCUAGAUUCUGUGCUCUCUUUGUAAAAGGCCCAGGGCUGCUGGUGCUAAUGCUAACCUCUGCUCCUUUACCUAAAUAAAAGGACUUGGCCCUAUUCUCAGCAGUGAACUAUCACUCACUUAAGGAUGAGGGCAGAAGAAAGCUUUAUGCGGCACACCAGCACUUUGUAGGCAGUAGGGGUUAUGUUGGACUAGUUAUGUUCCAUCUGGCCCACAAAGUGAUCCUGCAACUUUUUGUAUCACCUAGGAGCUUUACAUUCAAAGGGAAUUUCUAGGUGGAAAAACUUACCUUGCUUCUCCUGUUCUGAGUUCCUGUGCUGUGAUCCUCAGCUUCAAAGGAUAAUAGAAUGAGAUUUAAGUGAAUUUUGGGAGCCAAAUCAUACACACUUAUGCUGGGAUCGAAUUUGUUAAUGAAUCAACUACAGCAGCAGAAUAUGUUUUGUAGCAGGUCAGACAUGCAGAUGACAUGAAAUGAAUGGAUAACAGGGUUCUGUUUGUUCAGUAUACAUAGGAAUGAAGGCCCAUCUGCACUUAAGUGAAUGUUAGAUGUUCACAUAUUUCUGCUAAUGCAUUCCCCUUUUCACUGUUAUUGGGGGGGUUAAAACUACAUUGUCAAUAUUUAAUAUUUUAGGUUAUUAUUCUGCAGUCCUCAGAUCAUUUUGUAAAGGCUCCAUCAAUGAUUAGUAAAACUAUAUAAUAAAGGGAUUGCCACAUUCUGUGGACCAGCCCACAGGCUGGAUUACCAUGCCAACCAGAAAAUCAAGAAGUCUGGUUUCCUAAAACCUAUUUUUUGUUGUGGGAGCAUACCUUAUUUUAAGGGAGAAUUGUAUACUCAGCAGGCAAUUCUUUCUUUAAUGAAACAAGUUAGUGGUGCAGAGAAACUACUGGAUGCCACAAAACCAGGCAAGGAGCUACAAGUGGCUCAUCUUUGCUAUAGGAACUCUAAAGUGUUAAUGAUUUAACGUGGGGUAUUAUACUCGUAUUGCAAAAUUAUACCAAAGACUAACAUGUGUAAAGUUAGUUUGUUACACUGGAAGAUAUGUUGGUGGGUAUAUUGCAGUCUUCUCAUCAAAGCAUUUUGUUGGCCAGAGAGGAUUGGUGUAUUUGGAAGCAACUUACAUGCACAUUUAUUAUAUGCACAUUUAUACUAGUAGAGUUUGCAUUAUGCCGGUGUAAGUACAUUUCUGGCCUCAUCCAAUUUGCUAACCAAUCAUUGAUAAUAAUAAUAUAAUAAUAAUAAUAAUUUAUUUAUAGCCCGCCCAAUCACAAGGAAUCCAGGCGGGUUACAACAGUAAAAAUAAAGAUAAUAAAAUACAAUACAAUAAAUAAAUAAAAUACAAUAAAAUUAAAAAAUAAAAUGUGAUAGGAUGCCCAAUAAUUUUUGUUUUUACCUCCAAGAAACCAUGUUUACUAGAAAGCCUUUCCUGAUCUCUAACUUUUUCUGUUAAUGAACUAUUCUCACAACUAGUAUUUUCUGCAAGUGGAUCAGUGAGAAAGCAUCGUUUCAUAAAAUAAUGUCAAGAAAAAUGGCCAGUGUCUGGCUAUAUCAUAACUACCUACCAAGGCAGCCUUUUGUAUUGGUAUUAUAAAAACAUAUCUUCAUAUCCAGUGUAUGUGUUCCAAAUAUUACUUGAAUCUUGUCAGUGGUAGAAAGAAAUUGACCAUGUUUACAAAUAAAUUACUGAAAGUGGGUUUUGGAAGAUUAUCCAGCAGAGAUAAAAGGCUCAUUAUUUGACUACAUGUUAUUUUCAUCUGGAUCUUGUUUCUUUUACCAAAAUACUAAUAAUCUAUAUCAAAUGGAUACAUUGCAUAAUACUGUAGAUUGGGGGGGGGGGGGGGCGGGAAAUAAUAAAAAUUAGACUAAAAGAACUUCAAGUGGUUUAAGGACUGCAGCCAUUUACCUCAGCCCUAAAUGCAUAUGCCUGGAAGGAGUUCUGCUGAUUUCAUCAGAGAUUACUUUCAGGAAAAUGAUUUAGGACUGUAGGCAGUCUAUAGCGAUUUCUCCCAAUGUAAAUUAUAUGGCCAUAUGAGUAAGGUUGCCACAAUCUGUGUGUUUGCCAGUGGGUAUGUCAGAUGCAUUGCACUGUAUUUAUGACAAAGAUAUAUGCAAGUAUAUUACUUAAAAUAUAGGUAUCUCCAUUGUACUAAGUAAGCUUGCAAGUAUUCAAAUUUAAACUGGUAUGAGGUUAUUUAGAGGAUAUAUAAUGUGAAUGAUGCAUCAGUUUAUGUUGCAGAUAGGAAUAUUCCUAUGCACAAAAACAUAUUGCCAUUAAUAAUUUAAUAUUUCAGAGUGACUUUUUAAAUGGGCUUUUAUAAGUAAAUGAUGUAUACAAAAAUACAGAUCAUUUUGCCUGAAAUUUUCAUAUUUUUAACUGCACCUUGUAAUAUCUUCAUGUGUAUUUUCCACCGAUAUAAUAAUUUUAGAUCAUGUUGAGUCUUUUGUAUAUCAAAAUUCAGACUUCCAUUCAUGUCUUAAUUAUAAUUCCUGUUCAAGUUUUAAAAUGCAUCAUCUAAGCCCUUUGCCAAAGUGGUGAUACAUUAAUGGAUUAUGAAACAAUGAAUGCAAAACAAAAAAAAUCAAUAAAUAUCUUGAAAUUAA
This is a messenger RNA of Sceloporus undulatus (fence lizard), 10949 nucleotides long. It is a transcript of the gene ZDHHC20, whose product is annotated as zinc finger DHHC-type palmitoyltransferase 20. Gene Ontology annotation, molecular function: protein-cysteine S-palmitoyltransferase activity. The coding region runs from base 109 to 1278 and encodes 389 amino acids. The record is from RefSeq and is a predicted model, not a curated record. Gene Ontology annotation, biological process: peptidyl-L-cysteine S-palmitoylation; synaptic vesicle maturation; protein targeting to membrane. Gene Ontology annotation, cellular component: endoplasmic reticulum; Golgi apparatus. The transcript has 14 exons. NCBI's taxonomy places the organism in Eukaryota, Metazoa, Chordata, Lepidosauria, Squamata, Phrynosomatidae.